CAGCGAUGUACGCGGCUGUGCAUUUCACGCCAGCAGGUUAUACAAAUAAUCAGAUUUAUUUGAUUUAUUCGCGAUGUCGAAUUACAACGAAAUAGGCUGCAGUUGUUCUGGCGGAAGUGCAUUAGUGUGUAACGUUAAGCCGAGGCACGUAAGAUCUUUAAAUUUUGGACAAUCUAUCCUCGAACUCAAGCCCGUUGACCAGUGCUGCGUAUCGAAUCGCGUCGUCAUAAUCGACGACAAUGUGGCUCAUAUACCAUGUACCGAGAAGAAUGAUUACGUGCGUAAAUGGCUCGAGACUCUCGAGAACAACAGAUGCGAUUCCCAGGCGUCUACCGUUUCAGAAACAUCGACAACUACAGCUCUCCAGACAUCGCCGAUACUCGGUAAUGGCAGGAAACGACUUAGCAAAAAGAUCUGUGUAAACAGAAAUGCUUCAGAGAGAAGGCAGGACAAUGUAGACCAUCAGGGGAGUGCAGGGCACUCUGUAAAUUAUAUAAUGCAGUCUAAUAAUAAGCCAAAUCAUGAAUGUAUAAAGAGUAAGGAGAAUAAAUCUAUGGGCAAGACACAACUCACACCAUCUGGUAUGAAAAAUGUAGCUGUUGACGAGACAUCUCCUGUCCUAGGUUCGCAUCGUAUUUUCAAGAAAAAGAGAAGAAAGAAACUACAGUAUAAAGCAGAGAAUAGUGUUUCGCCAGAAUCUUCAAAGUUACAUGAUCAUAAAAUUUCAAGUUCAAAUAUAAAGUCAAUAACGGAACCUGAUAGUUACUGUAAUAAUCUCAGAGAGAUACCUGUUGACCAGAAUAAGUUAGAAAACAAUAUGGAUACCAAAGCUAAAACUAAAACAUUUAUUUGGACUGAAGAAUGGGAAAGUCCAGAGAAAUAUCAGAGAUAUAUAGAAACAUUAUCACCGUCGACACAAGAGAGAUUGAGUUUUGCUGACAGCUCAAGUAAUAAGACUGAUAAAAAUGAUUCAAAAAUAAAAAUAGGUACAAACAGUGAUAGCAAAGAUGAAGAAUGUAAUAGACUAACAAACACACCUAGCAGUAACAAUAAUCUGAGCCAUUUCAUAGAGGAUGUUGAGACGCAAGAAACCGCAAAAACAUCUCAGUUUUCAAUAGCAGAUAAACAUUCGAUCCCUUCAGGACAACCAUUUGACUUGGAUGAAACUUAUUCGAAAGCAGAAAUGAUGUUGAAUCAAAGUAUACCUCUCUCCACUAAUAUCUCUGAGAUACAAUCAUUAAAUAAAAUCACACAGAAGACAGGUAAAUCGACCCAAACUGCCAUUAUUAGCACGAUAACAACGCCAUCAAGAAAGUCUCCUGACAGGAAUAUGUUCACACAUCUUCUUGACUCUGGAAAGAAACGUCGGAAAAUUAAAAAAGGAAGCAUGGCUGCGAGACUGCAUUCUCUGAUUAAUGCGCAAGUAUCCAACAUUCGUAUAUGGCAUUAUCGAUUGAAUAAAGAACAGGACGUUACAUCAGCACGGUACAUCAGUGUACUUGUACACGAGUAUACAAAGCAAUUCAAAAACCAAUUUCUAGAAGGUAUCCUAAUCGAGGAUCGCUUCAACCUCCUGCAAAGCAACGUACAGAUCGAACAGGCAGAAGCACAUAAUACUCAGGUUCAAUUAAAGGAAGUCUUGUACAAGAAUAUAACAAUUAUGCUGGUCUGUGAUAUAGUCGGUACAUUGAAAAUGGUAUCUAAAGUUGUGAUAAACGUUUAUCCGCCUUGGAAUAUUUUAGAUAAGUAUGAUCUUACCUUGGAAGCAAUGUAUAUAAAUAUAAAUAAUAAUUAUGAAAUACCUAAUAUUGAAAACACGGGGAAAUCGCGUGAAUGUACAAAACGAAUUCUCAAAGAAUUUAACUGUCCUUGUAUAGAAGAACAGAGAGAAUUGCCGUUCUGUGCAAGAAAGUCUAACAGUGAUAAACCCGAUGUGAUUUUUGGAAUAAUGUCGAUUACUCAGGAUCGUCCCGAGUUAUAUGAAGAGGUUAAGCUGUAUAAAAACGCCCGGGAAAGAGAGAAGCACGACAAUCAGGCGGACCUGUAUGCCGUAGUAAAUACAUUGCAACAUUUGGAAAAGGCUUACAUCAGAGACUGCGUUACACCAAAGGAAUACACAGCAGCGUGCAGUAAACUGUUAGUGCAAUACAGAGCAGCUUUUAAACAGGUACAGAGUGAUCAGUUUCCAACAAUCGACUCCUUCACCAGAGCAUUCCGUUUAGAUUGUCCUGCUGCUCUCGAAAGAAUCAAGGAGGAUAGGCCGAUCACAAUUAAAGACGAUAAAGGCAACACUUCUAAAUGCAUUGCCGACAUUGUUUCGUUGUUUAUUACACUCAUGGAUAAAUUACGACUGGAAAUCAAAGCCAUGGAUCAACUGCAUCCGGAUUUGAGAGAUCUUAUGGACACCAUGAAUCGUCUCAGUAUACUACCCAGUGACUUUGAUGGCAAAGAGAAAGUUUCAGAGUGGUUACAAACUCUCGACAAUAUGUCCGCCUCGGACGAAUUAUCGGAUACUCAAGUCAGACAAUUAAUAUUUGAUUUAGAGACAUCCUACAACGCUUUUAAUAAAAUACUUCAUAAUUCUUAA
Messenger RNA from Trachymyrmex cornetzi, 2587 nucleotides. RefSeq names its product vacuolar protein sorting 28 (gene Vps28). The record is from RefSeq and is a predicted model, not a curated record. NCBI's taxonomy places the organism in Eukaryota, Metazoa, Arthropoda, Insecta, Hymenoptera, Formicidae. Gene Ontology annotation, biological process: protein transport to vacuole involved in ubiquitin-dependent protein catabolic process via the multivesicular body sorting pathway. Gene Ontology annotation, molecular function: protein-containing complex binding. Bases 74 to 2587 code for a protein of 837 amino acids. The transcript is spliced from 4 exons. Gene Ontology annotation, cellular component: ESCRT I complex.